Molecule: messenger RNA, 880 nt
Organism: Arabidopsis thaliana (thale cress)
Lineage: Eukaryota; Viridiplantae; Streptophyta; Magnoliopsida; Brassicales; Brassicaceae
Product: E3 ubiquitin-protein ligase
Exons: 4
Coding region: 1-540 (179 amino acids)
Source: RefSeq, marked reviewed
AUGGACAGCGAAUCCCACAGUGAUAAUGAUGAUCACAUAAUCGACAUUACAAACGAUGAAGAUUCUUCAUCAAGAUCGUCUUUGGACGAGAGAAGCUAUCCUUCAUUAAGUUCGUCUCUGUCUACGGAUGACGAAUCGUCAGAUGAAGGUGCAAGUUCAUCUACGAGAGACUGUGGUAGUCUUUGGAAUAUAAUGGAAUUAGUAGUCACUUUGGUUCAGAUUGUUGCAUCAUUAAUAGUUUUAACUCUGGCAAAAGAUGAACAUCAACAAGCACUUUUGUUAACAUGGGUCAUCGGUUACACUUGUGGCUGUAUUACCAUUACGCUCCUUAUUCUCCUCUCGUGUGUCCGCAAAUACAACCGAAUUGGUGUUUACUCAAAAACGAGAACGGAUAGGGUAAUGGAUGCUUUGAAGAUGGGGAAUGAAUGUUUCUUUGUUGUGUGGUUAGUUAUGGGGAUUCUAUGGAUUUGUUAUGGACACUCAUCUUCUUCUGAUACUCCUAAGCUCUACAGAUUCUGUAAGGGAAGGUAUAGGAGGUAGAUUUGUUUUCAAGAAACCGAGCCAUGAUGAUAGUUGUUGCAUAUGCUUGGGGAAAUAUGGAGAGGAAAAAGGAGUAGGACUAAGGAAACUUGAAUGCUCACACGUAUUUCAUUCGCAAUGUAUAGACAAAUGGCUGAAAAUCAAAUCCACAUGCCCUCUCUGUCAAUCACAAGUUAGGUGGUGAUGAGAUGAGGUUGAUUUUUUUUUUAUUUUUUUUUCGCUCAAGAGUAAUUGUACACAUUCAAUAAACAAAAGUGGUGGGAAACUGAAAGAUACGAUCCUGUCUUCUUGUGUUGUCUGUCUUAAAACAGAAAAUAAAUAUCAUACAGAUCAUUUGACC